UUAUCAAACAAAUAAAUGUCACAAUCAUCAACACCGAUUCUUCAACUCGGUCUUCUCCAUUCUGCCGACAUCUAACCUUUGUCUCAAGACUUUGUCCGAAAGGAGAGGAAAGUUUGCGACUUUGUAUUGGUUCCGAUGAAGCUUCGACAAACCCUGAAUUGAUUUGGUCUGUUUCCUAUUGAGAUUCGAAGGCUUAAAAGAAGAAGAAGAAGAAGGCAAGAACAUAAAUGGGUUGUGCUGGAUCCACACAGUCGCAAGGAGAAGGGUCAGUGAAGAAAAUUAGGAAACCAAAACCGUGGAAACAUACCCAGCCGAUCACUAAAGCUGAGCUUAUGAAACUGAGAGAAGAGUUUUGGGACACUGCUCCUCACUAUGGCGGUAGGAAAGAGAUAUGGGACGCACUUCGGGCUGCUGCUGAAGCUGACAUAUCUCUUGCGCAAGCAAUAGUGGACAGCGCAGGGGUCAUUGUUCAGAACAAUGAUCUCACUGUUUGCUAUGACGAGAGAGGUGCUAAGUAUGAGCUACCUAAGUAUGUUCUAAGCGAGCCUACCAACUUGGUGGAAGACAAUUGAUUUUUAAGAGAUCAAGACCAUUUCGAGAAGAUAAGAAAAAUGUAAAUCUUGUGUUGUGCAAGUAGUUUACAUUAGGAGACUCUGCUUUUGUCUAUUUAACACUUUGAAAAAUGAUUCCCACUUUUUCUAUCACACUGACUUGUUGUACCUAAGAAGGCAGAUUGUUACUCAAAUGCUAAAGACAAGUCUUUGGGGUUUCAUAUU
This is a messenger RNA of Brassica oleracea var. oleracea, 776 nucleotides long. Its product is annotated as ubiquitin domain-containing protein 1-like. Bases 228 to 572 code for a protein of 114 amino acids. The record is from RefSeq and is a predicted model, not a curated record. The transcript has 4 exons. NCBI's taxonomy places the organism in Eukaryota, Viridiplantae, Streptophyta, Magnoliopsida, Brassicales, Brassicaceae.